Molecule: messenger RNA, 318 nt
Organism: Colletotrichum costaricense
Lineage: Eukaryota; Fungi; Ascomycota; Sordariomycetes; Glomerellales; Glomerellaceae
Exons: 3
Coding region: 1-318 (105 amino acids)
Source: RefSeq, a predicted model, not a curated record
AUGACAGGGGCACUCUUGGAGAGUCAACCGAGGAUCGAGGAACUGGGGCGACGAGAGCGCUGUUCCAGCGCCAGCACUAGCACCAGCGCCAGCAUCAGUACCAGAUCACCGCCCCUCUACUACGGCACGACACCCCUCGUGGCCGGCACGGACGACCGUCGUAUGAAUCCUCAACAGCUACCAAAGGACAAGACGAGCGAGACAGACGCGCAGAAACCAACAACGCCUUCAACGGGUGGCGCAGGCAAGGAAGGGCGGGCGAGUCGAGGGCUGGUCUACGCCCAGAUCCACGUUCCUAGCCACGUCCCGACGGCCUGA